Messenger RNA from Pecten maximus, 1632 nucleotides. RefSeq names its product actin-related protein 2/3 complex subunit 5-A-like. The transcript is spliced from 4 exons. Gene Ontology annotation, cellular component: Arp2/3 protein complex; actin cytoskeleton; cytoplasm. The coding region runs from base 64 to 516 and encodes 150 amino acids. Gene Ontology annotation, biological process: Arp2/3 complex-mediated actin nucleation; regulation of actin filament polymerization; cell migration. Gene Ontology annotation, molecular function: actin filament binding. NCBI's taxonomy places the organism in Eukaryota, Metazoa, Mollusca, Bivalvia, Pectinida, Pectinidae. The record is from RefSeq and is a predicted model, not a curated record.
CGGAAGUUUAUUUUAUUUCCGGGGUGUGGGUGGCUAUCAAGAUAGGAGACACGAGAGCCGAAAAUGUCGAAAAACACCGGUGCUAGCAAAUUCAGAAAGGUGAAUGUCGACCAGUUCGACGAAGAUCAAUACAUAGAUGAUGAGGAUGACCAAGAAGCCGACAUUGGUCCCAAUGAAGGAGAAGUCAACGCAUUACUUGCUCAAUCAAAGCAGAAAGAAGCACUAGUAGCAGCACUUAAAAAUCCUCCAAUAGGAUGCAAAAAUCAGGCAACUAAGGAUAAAACAACGAAUCUUGUGGUUCGAGUUUUGCAAUCAUUCAAGAAUAACGAGAUUGAAGGCUGUGUGAAGACACUGGACUCCAAAUCUAUAGAUGUUCUCAUGAAAUAUAUUUACAAAGGCUUUGAAUUCCCAACAGAUAAUAGCAGUGCCACCCUUCUCGGCUGGCAUGAUAAAGUAUUUGCCAGAGCUGGACAGGGUAGUAUUAUACGAGUGCUGACGGACAAGAAACGCCUGUGAUGAUGUAAAACUGGAUCAAAACAUCUGGUGCAAAUAAUUCCAAGACAUUUUAUAAAACUUUAUAAUCAUUAUGAGACAAUGUAUUGUCAUUAUGCUGUUGUGUGCCUACAGGAAAGCGAGCCAGUCUCCUGCUGCCCGAGGUAUGGCCACAGAUUCAGUCGUUGGUCUCGUAGUGUGACAGACAGCUGACUCUCUACUAUAUAGGUCACCAGUACUUGUCAUAUCAGGUGGUGAAAUUCAGCAAAGAUCAGUUCUUCAUCAUAAUCAGUGAGAGUGACUUUUUAAUUUAUAUCAAUGUUUAUUCAAAUCUUAUUAUCAAUAUUCAUUCCAUAGGAAAUUUCUGUAUUUUAUUUCUAGGAAUGUGAUUGUUAUUUAUCAAUUGCUGAAAAAAGGGGAAUGAAAAAUUAGUGUCUUACAUGCGUUGGAGAACAUCAUUGUAAAUAAAAGAAAGCCAAUGUCAUAUGACCACUGGGACACUUAACUAAUGAUAUUAAUUUUCCAUUAGUUUGUCCCAAGUUAAUAUUCCUUUGUGUAUCAAAGAGUGCAGAAAUUGUAAGUGCUUUUCAUUAAUACAGUUUGUACAUAUGAAUUAGUUCAAGAAAUAAUGAAUAAUGUUCAAAAGUUACAGCUACCAAUCUUCCUUUGUUUAAUAAGUAAGUCGUCACAGGUACAGGGCAUCCAGUUUACACUUGAUAUCUUGGAACGUUGAAACAGUAGUCAAAACAUAUUUCUCAUAAAAAUCGGAAGCCUAGAACAUGUCAAAAAGAUGUGUCCCUUCAAUCCCAAAAGUCAAAUUUUAUUUUGAGGAGUCAUACACACAACCUCAAGGGCUUACUGGAUGCCCUGCAGAUACCAGCAUUACUCUGUCAUAAGAUUCCGUUCUCCUGUGAUAUCAGUGUCCUGAAAGGCUCUUUCUAAACAACAAUGUCAAGGUAAAAGAUAACAACGGUUCUUUUCACUUAGCUCUAUAGUAUAGAUCAGGUUGAAUUCGUGGUGAUCUGUAUCUUUGACAUAAAAUCACAUUUUAAGAGAAAUGUGUGUAUGAGUUUAUAUUAUGUGUAACAUGUACAUGUGUAUGAAUAAAUAUGUUACAAGAUAUUAAAUUUAUUAAUAAUA